Manihot esculenta (cassava) is the source of this 882-nucleotide messenger RNA. RefSeq names its product cancer-related nucleoside-triphosphatase. NCBI's taxonomy places the organism in Eukaryota, Viridiplantae, Streptophyta, Magnoliopsida, Malpighiales, Euphorbiaceae. The record is from RefSeq and is a predicted model, not a curated record. The transcript has 6 exons. Gene Ontology annotation, molecular function: ATP hydrolysis activity. Bases 89 to 667 code for a protein of 192 amino acids.
CUUAAAUUGAAAUAUCAUUAUCGUUGGCUUUAAUCUAAAAUUACCCCUUGUGCGAAAUGGCGAAGAGUGGAGUUUCGAGUUGAGGGAAAUGGCAGCUCCUGGGAAAUGCUUGCUGGUGACUGGCCCUCCUGGUGUGGGCAAAACCACUCUUAUUAUGCGAGUCUUUGAGAGCCUUAAAACCUCAAACCCAAACUUGGAGAUUCAGGGUUUCUACACUCGUGAGAUUAGGGAAGGAAGUGAAAGGGUCGGCUUCGAAGUCGUCACUUUGGACGGUCGAAAAGCUCCGCUCGCCUCAUCCAGCAUUUCUACGCCAGAGUCCUUGAGAUGGCCUACUGUUGGGAAAUAUAAAGUUGACUUAGCAUCAUUUGAGUCGCUGGCAUUACCUGAGUUGCAGGUCAAAGAAGAUGCUGAUCUCUUCAUCAUUGAUGAAGUUGGAAAAAUGGAGUUGUAUAGUUCAUCAUUUUUCCCUGCUGUUCUAAAAGUUUUAGAGUCAAAUGUCCCAGUUUUGGCUUCAAUCCCUGUUCCUAAAUUUGGCCGUGAUAUACCUGGAGUUGCGAGGUUGAGGAAUCAUCCAGGGGCUACUAUUUUCACCUUAAGCCCAAAUAACAGGGAUGCUGUUAAAGAACAGAUCUAUAGGCAGCUGGUAGAUUCACUGCGGAAGCUUUAGAUGCUGCAUCCAUUGUGAAACUUGUAAGUCUAGUUGGAGAGGCUUGUAGGACAAAUAUCAUCAUGGUGUUCUAUUGAUAGAAUAUCUUUUCUUUUUCACUUUAAUCUUGUCAUCUCAUAUUGCUACAGACUUGGUGAAGAGUUCAAAUUACAUUAUUCGUCAAGUGGUUCGUAUAACUAUUUACAAAAAGAGACCAUAAAGGUCGUUUGGUAUAA